Molecule: messenger RNA, 1531 nt
Organism: Hydractinia symbiolongicarpus
Lineage: Eukaryota; Metazoa; Cnidaria; Hydrozoa; Anthoathecata; Hydractiniidae
Product: cysteine protease ATG4B-like
Exons: 14
Coding region: 90-1370 (426 amino acids)
Molecular function (GO): protein-phosphatidylethanolamide deconjugating activity
Source: RefSeq, a predicted model, not a curated record
ACAAGGACCAUCAAAAACAAAAAUAAAUAUGGCGACGGAAUGAGGCACAAUCAAAACCUUAAAAUUUAAAAAAUAUCACAUCACGCAUCAUGGCUGGCCCAAUGAUGGAUGCUGCGUUUCUAACAUACGAAGGUAUAGCAUCCGACCCUGUUGAAAGCAAUCUUAAUUUGGAACAACCAGUAUGGAUACUUGGAAAAUACUUCAAACCUGAUGAAGAAAUGGAUAAACUCAAUGCUGAUAUUCUGUCAAGAUUUUGGUUUACAUAUCGAAAAAACUAUCCAGCUAUAGGUGGUACUGGUCCUAUGUCAGAUUCAGGAUGGGGUUGUAUGCUUCGUUGUGGACAGAUGAUGUUAGGUCAAGCUCUUCUCUGCAGACAUUUGGGACGUGAUUGGGAUUGGAGACGAGGUAAAAAAGAAACUAAAUAUAUGAUGAUUUUACGUUCGUUUUUGGAUAAGAAAGACAGCUUGUAUUCAAUUCACCAAAUAGCCCAAAUGGGAGUAGGAGAAGGGAAGGAAAUUGGUCAAUGGUUUGGUCCUAAUACUGUUGCUCAAGUUAUCAAGAAAUUAGUGUUGUUUGAUGACUGGAGUGAUCUUGCAGUACAUGUCGCCAUGGAUAAUACAGUUGUUAUAGAAGACUUAAAAAAACUUUGUAAAUCAAACGUUAACACUUGGGGCUGUUAUGGUGAUUGCUCUUCUUCACAUUCUGACAAAAGGUCUGGCCGACAUUCACAUUCUUCUCACUCCAGCCACCAUGCAGACCACGAUGGGAAAUUACACAGAAAACGCAGGAGCUCUGAAACUAGUGAAUCGUCAGAAGAAUGGAGGCCGUUACUGUUGUUUAUCCCACUACGACUUGGCUUGUCUGAAGUAAAUUCAGAUUAUUAUCCUUCUUUAAAAGUUAUGUUUACACUAAAACAAUCUCUCGGCGUGAUUGGUGGAAAGCCGAAUCAUGCGCAUUAUUUUAUUGGAUUUAAUGGGGAUAGGUUGUUGUAUUUGGAUCCCCACACGACACAACCUGCUAUUGAACCAGAAAGAUACAGCAGUAUACCAGACGAAAGUUAUCAUUGUGUUUAUCCUUGUUUCAUGAAUUUCGCAGCACUUGAUCCAUCUAUUGCAUUGGGAUUUUAUUGUCAUACAGAAGCUGAUUUUGAUGACUGGACGCAAGCUGUUCAGGAGCUUGUUAUAGAUCGGGAGAAGAGACCAAUGUUUGAAAUAUGUAAAAAAAGACCACGCCACUGGCCGCCAUUUGAAUUUCCAAAAAGACCGUGUCAUGAUCUUGAAUCCUCAAAAUCAGAUUUCACAGAACUAACAUAUGAUUACGGCGACGAAGAAAAAAUAUUCGAUUCAAGUGGAGAAUAUGAGAUUCUAUGACCGACCUCAACGUGUACAUGCUUUUGAACGCUGCAUGCUUUUAAACGCUGUCUCGACGCGCCCGUCCAUCGAUUCUAAACGUUGAUAAAAAUUAUGUCCGUUGAUUUGAUAUUUUAGAAUUCAUAAAUUGCAUGUUUUGUAGAUAAUCUUUUUUGCAAAAA